UGUAAUAAUCUGCAUGUAUAAUUUAGGCUUUUAUUUAAAAUAAAAAUGGUUUCAGCAUUUCAGAUACUUUGCAAGCGGUUGUCUUAUUAUUGCUUAGUCUUGGCAUGUUCUGCAAUGUAUAUUUUUAGUUAUUUUGUUAACUUGGUACGGCUUUUUGUAAAUGGAAAAAGAUGUAUAACGAAAAAUCGUGCAUCACCCCCAUCCUGUUUAGUUAAACCUGAGUUAGGAGUUCAUGGCUAUUUGACUCUAAAAAAUCGUAAUGACUUAAAGAUUCAUUAUGUUGCAAAAGGAAAACCAGGUAACCCAUUAGUACUAUUUCUGCAUGGUUUUCCUGAGUUCUGGUAUUCAUGGCGCUUUCAGUUACAAGACCUUAGUGAUGAUCUUUAUGUUAUUGCUGUUGAUAUGACAGGCUAUGGAGAUUCAAGUAAGCCUCAAAAUCUAGAUAGAUAUCAUGUUAAUGAAAUAGCUGAAGAUAUGAAAGAAGUUAUUCUUGAAUUGGGAUACAAUUCUUGUAUUUUAGUUGGACAUGAUUGGGGUGGUGUUGUAUCUUUUUCUGUGGCUCAUAAUUUUCCUGAGGUGGUUAAUAAAUUGGUUGUUGUAAAUGUACCACACUCAAGAAGUUUUAAAAAAGCAUCAUUUAAACAAUUGUGGUGCUUUACUUAUAUCUAUUUCUUUCAGUUGCCGUUUAUUCCUGAGUGGAUUCUUUCAUCAAAUGACUUUUCUUUAUUGAACUACAUAAAAAGCAUGGCAAACUCUAAUAACUUCACUGCUUCUGAUCUUGAAGCAUACAAGUAUUGUUUUCAGAAAGGUGGUUUUACGUUCCCGUUGAACUACUAUCGAAAUCUUUAUAAUCAAGUAUAUACUUCUCGUGGUCCAUUUAAAAAGAUUGUUCCACCCACAUUAUUAAUUUGGGGUGUCAAUGAUCCAAUUUGUUUGUUGGAAUCAGGUAGGUUAUCUCUUGAAGCUUUAGAAAAUGGCAAGAUUGAAUGUAUUGAAAAUGCUUCCCAUGCUCCACAUUACGAUCAGCCUAAAGUCUUUAACUCUACACUUAUGAAGUUUAUAUCUUCAUAAUAUCUGAUAUUUUACGAUUUAACGGUUUGUUUUUUUCUUGAUUAUAAAUGCUUAUAGUAUAUAAAUACAGAAGGUGAAUUACAGAAUUUAUAAAAAUUUAUGUUUGUUACAAAAAUUUAAAAGUAUUUUUAACAUCAAAUUUGUAAAAAAUUGCACAUCUUAAAUGCAAGAAAUAAUUUUUUUAAUUUAUAUUGAUUUUUUUAUUAUUUUUUUUUUAUUAUUUUUUUAGACAAAAUGAAAUUUUUUUUUUUUUAAUGGUUUUGUUAUUAAUUUUUAGUUAUUAUAGUUACCAAAUCUCUUUAAAUAUGUCUUACCAUAGCAAUAAAUAGCUUUAAAUAGUUUACCAUAGCAAUUUUGUAAACUCUUAUAUUAAAGGCUAUCUUUAACAUACUGAUUGAAAUGAGAAAAAUUAUUUCAAAAAGA
Molecule: messenger RNA, 1494 nt
Organism: Hydra vulgaris (swiftwater hydra)
Lineage: Eukaryota; Metazoa; Cnidaria; Hydrozoa; Anthoathecata; Hydridae
Product: epoxide hydrolase 4
Molecular function (GO): hydrolase activity
Source: RefSeq, a predicted model, not a curated record